AUGGCAGCGAAAGUAUUCCUGACUGGCACGACCGGCUAUAUUGGCGGGGAUUUCCUCUAUCUUGUCUCAGAGAAACAUCCAGACUGGGACAUCACAUGCUUGGUUCGCAACAGUGACAAGGGCGCCACGGUUGCAGCAGCCUAUCCUAAGGUGAGACUCGUGUACGGGGAUCUCGAUGCCGUCGAAACGAUAGAGGAAGAAGCCGCCAAUGCCGAUAUCGUCUAUCAUUUCGCCAAUUGUGAUCAUGAGCCAUCAGCGAACGCCAUUGCAAAAGGCCUUGCUCGGCGUCCGAGUGAUAAACCGGGCUACUGGAUCCACACGUCAGGAACUCUGAUUCUAGCUUGGGAGACGAUCGAGCUCGCAGAGUUUGGAAACAGGCUGGAUAAAGUCUUUGACGACUGGGAGAAUGUCAAAGAGUUGACAUCUCAUCCAGACCACGCCCCCCACAGAAAUGUUGACAAGAUCGUCCUGGCUGCAUCAUCAGACAAGGUCAAGACAGCAAUCGUUUGCCCCCCAACCAUUUGGGGAGUUGGUCGGGGUCCAGACAAUACACGCUCUGUGCAGAUAUACAACGCCGCCAAGGCGUUCUUGAAGAGGGGCAAAGCCUUCAAGGUCGGCAAGGGAGAGAAUAUCUGGCAUCAAAUUCACGUCGCCGACCUUUCCGAACUUUAUCUCCUCCUCGGGGAAGCGGCCUUGAACAAGGGCAAUCCAGCCACGUGGAAUGCCGAAGGCUACUAUCUGGCCGAGAAUGGGCCAUUUGUCUGGGGAGAUGUGCUCCAAGAGAUGGCGAACGUGGCUCACAAAAAAGGGCUCCUGCAGGAUUCGACGCUUGAGAGUCUGCCACCACGCGACGCCGAGGCAUUCUUCCCCAACGCCAGCUUUGCAAUUGGAACGAACUCGAGAGGAAUAUCGAUUCGCGGCAAGAAACUGCUCGGAUGGAAGCCUGUCAAGAGAGAAUUGGUUGAAGAGCUUCCCGAAGCUGUCGACAGUGAGGCGCGACUUCUCGGGCUGACUCACGGUCACGCUGCAGAAGCUGCGGGCGAAGCUGCUUGA
This is a messenger RNA of Cladophialophora yegresii CBS 114405, 1053 nucleotides long. RefSeq lists its product as uncharacterized. The transcript has 5 exons. Gene Ontology annotation, molecular function: oxidoreductase activity, acting on the aldehyde or oxo group of donors, NAD or NADP as acceptor; NAD binding. The record is from RefSeq and is a predicted model, not a curated record. Bases 1 to 1053 code for a protein of 350 amino acids. NCBI's taxonomy places the organism in Eukaryota, Fungi, Ascomycota, Eurotiomycetes, Chaetothyriales, Herpotrichiellaceae.